AUGUCAAACGUCACGAAAAUUGAACUCGAUGAGGAAAAAACAACGACCCCUACUUCUGAUACUCCUAGCCAAACUAAAAAUGGAAACUCCAUAGAGACUGAGGGAAAUAAAAAGGAUGAAAAUACGACAACUGACAAUACAAAUAGUAACGAGAACAUAAAUAAGGAAAAUUCGACUAAUGAAAAAUCUCACGAUGCAACUAAUAGCAAUAAAACUAUAGACUCAUCAAAUAAUAGCACGAACAACAACAUAUCCUUGCACGAACCCUUACAAAACGCAUCACUUGGCGACAGCAAUCCCACACUUCCACCGAACCAAACCAGCACAUGGAUCUACUCAAUACUAGUGAUCACAGUCGGCAUAAUCCUUCUACUAUCAUGCCUAGUACAUCGAAAAUCAAAACGCAAACAACGACGUGGUGGUCGUUCACACGCAGAUCUCGAUGAAUGGAAUCGACCCGGAAGAUAUAAUGAAGUCGAUUAUCAGGACGUCGAGAUGCAGGAUUGGAGUGAGAGUGAUCGUGAGGGAGAUACCGAGGGCAAUGAAUAUUUGACAGUGGAUACUGAAGGAUCAAAUGAUUAUCAUAAUAGUAUGAAUUUUGAUGUCGUGCUUUAUAAGGAUGAAUCGGGAGACGAAGAAUCAUCUGAAAACAUUGGUCAUGUUUAUGAUAAUAAUUGA
This is a messenger RNA of Ambispora gerdemannii, 678 nucleotides long. The record is from the annotation of a GenBank genome assembly. Lineage: Eukaryota; Fungi; Glomeromycota; Glomeromycetes; Archaeosporales; Ambisporaceae.